Molecule: messenger RNA, 3417 nt
Organism: Cladophialophora carrionii CBS 160.54
Lineage: Eukaryota; Fungi; Ascomycota; Eurotiomycetes; Chaetothyriales; Herpotrichiellaceae
Exons: 3
Coding region: 1-3417 (1138 amino acids)
Biological process (GO): proteolysis
Cellular component (GO): cytoplasm
Molecular function (GO): calcium-dependent cysteine-type endopeptidase activity
Source: RefSeq, a predicted model, not a curated record
AUGGAUGACCGCAGAGACAAUGUUGGAGGAGGCGGUCGAUACUACGGCCCGAUCCCUGAGCUAAACAUCCCUCCACCCCAACCCAAGAUGCGCCGCAAGAUACGCCGGCAGCCUCCACAGGAGACGGUGAACCAAUUCUGGGAUCGAAUGGCUCCCAGGUUCCCGGGUAAGGUCUUUACAGUCCUCCCUGACAAUCCCUAUGCUCGCAAGAAGGCAGCAAAGACGCCCCAUGGCACCGUCUCCGGCCAACGCGCCGCGAAAUCGUACGAGGAGGCUCGCGCCGAAUGUGAGAAAGAUGUGAACAGGAUUAUCAAGGAGUGCCGUCGACUCAACCAGAAGUAUCGAGAUCUGCACUUCGACAUCGAGUGGGAUCUGAAGUCGGGCCAAAGGAAUUGCCUGGACGGCUUGAGCACGCCAGGUGAUUCAAUGAAACCAAAGGGCGUCAAGAGAAUAACGGACAUCUUCGAGAAACCCCAAUUCUUCAUCAAUGGUCCCACUGCUGGCGACGUCAGACAGGGCCGCGAUGGGGACUGCUACUUGAUGGCCGCUCUCUGUGGCUUGGGCAAUAUGGAGGGUCUCAUUGACAAAGUCUGCGUCAAACACGAUGAAGACUGCCAGGCUGUCGGAGUAUACGGCUUUGUUUUCUUUCGAGAUGGCGAGUGGCAGCAUACCAUCGUCGACGAUAAGCUCUACACCCGAGCGCCCGAUUACGACGAAGCCCAAGAUGAGCGCGUGGUUUGGGACGAUAUCAACCGCGUCGACAGCGCCGAGGAAUAUCGCAAGGCACACCUCACAGGCUCACGAGCACUAUACUUUGCACAAUGCAGCGAUGAGAAUGAAACCUGGCUGCCACUGCUCGAAAAGGCCUACGCGAAAGCUCAUGGAGAUUUUGCCUCUAUCGACGGAGGUUUCACUGGAGAAGCCAUCGAGGACCUAACAGGAGGUGUGACUACUGAAAUCUACAGCACUGACAUUCUGGAUCGUGAUGCCUUCUGGCGAGAUGAGUUAAUGCAAGUCGGGCAGGAGUUUCUCUUCGGGUGUGCGACGGGCUUUUACGCGAAUUGGCUUGACACCAGUGGCGCGCCCCGUGAGCGCGAAGGGAUCUCUGAAGGCCAUGCCUACAGCAUCAUGGAUGCGAAGGAGGUCAAUGGCGAACGUUUGUUGAAGCUCCGCAACCCUUGGGGCAAGAAGGAGUGGACGGGGAAGUGGAGCGAUGGCAGUUCAGAAUGGACACCCGAAUGGAUGCAGCUACUCGACCACAAGUUUGGGAAUGAUGGUAUUUUCUGGAUCUCAUACGAGGAUUUGCUGAAGAAGUAUCAACACUUUGACCGAACUAGGAUCUUUGGCCCGGAAUGGACCGUGACACAACGCUGGACCAGUGUCAGUGUUUCGUGGUCGGCUGAAUAUCACAGCACGAAGUUCUCGUUGACGCUGGAAGAAAAAACCCGGGUCGUGAUUGUCCUAGCACAGCUGGACGAUACCUACUUUGGAGGCCUCGAGGGCGGUUAUGGAUUCGACCUCCAGUUUCGCCUCGAAUCUGACAACAAGGAGGACGAGAACGACUACAUUGUCCGGUCCAAUGGCAACUACGCCAUGGCUCGAUCAGUCAGCACGGAUAUCGAGCUGGAAGCUGGGACAUACUCGGUCUUGAUGAAGAUCACGGCCACGAGGCACUCGGAUCGGGAACAUGUCGAGGAGGUCCUUCCCCUGUACACCGCCACGCGCCGCGAAAAACUCAUUCAGAUGGGUCUUUCCUAUGAUCUAGCCCAUGCGAAAGGGGUGCACGUAGAGACAGAAGCUGAGCGAAAAGAGCGCAAAUUACGGGAGAAGAACCAGAGAGCCAAAGUACAAGAGAAAAUGAAGCAGCAGGCCAAGGCUCGGGCCGAGAAGGAUUGGAGGAGACAGAAGAAAGAGCAUGACCUCGACAAGAAGAGGAGAGCAAGGAAGAAUCACUGGCGACAAAGGAAGAAUCGCAUCAACGGGGGUUUCGAAGAGGAGAUAAUAGUUGAGAGAAGGGUUGAGAGAAGGCAUGAGAGGAGAGGAACAUUGGACAGCCUGAUUUCAGAAAAGCCUGACACCGGGAUUGCGGCUAUCAACAUCCCAGAUGGAAUAGUCAAUAAAGGCGCCAAAGAACGAGCUGGACCGACUGAGGAACCCAGUGGCGCAUUCCAACCAGAGGCCAAGCCGACCGAACACAUCUCGAUUGAGAAGAUUGUUGAGCCCCUCGAGGAUGUGAUCAAAAUCGCCGAUGCCGAAACACAAGCUAACACAGCGGACUCGUCUUCAGAUGCCCAGGCAAUACAGGCGACCAAGCCAGCGACAGAUGCACCAGACGAGGAGUCAAGACCUACAGCAAAUGCGGAGGCCAAUGGCUCUGCUGUUGUCACCGAUGUCAAGCCUCUGUCGAAUGCACCUCCACUGUCCCGGCCAGAGCAUCUCGCCAACGGCGUCUCGGUCGACGGAGGAGACACAGGAAAGCUUGGUCAGGAAGAAAGGAGUACCCACGAGCCUCUCUAUGAGCGGCCUCAACGAAGUGACACCCUCGAUACCACAGCUGCCAUGAUCGGCAUCGGCAGUGGCGCAGAUUUGACUCGCGAACCCGAGGACGGGGACUCCGACGGAGGGCGAAUCGAAACGCCACACCGCAGCGGUAGCCCAUCAGAUACCGCCGAAGGUCCAAAGCCAGACGGAGAAGAAGAGCCCGCCUCGGACGCAGACUCCUUCCCUCCCUUCGACUGGGACACCGAACUUGAUUAUUACUCCGGCCCCGCCAGCAGCGACUCGGACGACGACUCCCUUCUUUCCUCAGCGGUGGUCGAGCGCAGAACUCGCCCGCGAUAUAGACCGCAUUAUAUCCGCCGAGUGGGGAGAGGACGACGUUCGCGGUCUCCGCCGAUAGGACCAAUCCCACCGCCCGGGCCGAGAGAUUUCAUCGAGAUCGUAGAGAAAGGCGGCAACGCACAUGAUGCAGACGAUGACGGGCCGGAAGAAACAUGGAAUGCCGUCUGCGUCGUAGGCCUGAGGGUCUACUCCACGUUGAAAGGCGAGGGUGUCAAGUUGAGAGUUGUCAGACCGUCUGGAUGCUCAGAGGACGAGGAAGGACCGAGAAAGGGCAAGGAGAACCAAGGAUCCAGCAGAAAUGGAAUCGGCGAUGGCAAUGGCAAUGGCCAUGGGGCAGCAGCGGGCAAGGACGCCAUCUUAGAUCCGGAUGAUAUUUCAAAGGGUGCCGUUGCGGCCGAGCCGGAGAGUACCGGCACUGUGGUCGAGGGGGAAGGACAAGUCAAUGUGAUCAACAAGGGGGAUGACUUGAAGUUGGGCAGCACGAGAGAGGUACAAUGGUCGGGAACGCGGGAGGACAAUCCGGGCCGCACAAAAGGAACGAGGUCACGAAGGGAGAGACAGCUGCCCAGGCGGUGA